AUGGCGUGGCUCUUGUGUUACCGUGUAACACUGCUCUUAUCGCACAUCCUGUCAUUCUGUACCUGCCAAUACAAAAUAGUACCAGGACAGUAUAUCACUGGUAACCACACUUUGGUUUCUUCCCUUGGGACCUUUUCAUUGGGCUUCUUCAAUCCUAACGAAAAUUCUACUAAAUACUUCCUUGGCAUACGAUUCGACACAUUCCCAAAUACUGCAUUAGUAUGGGUUGCUAAUAGAGAAUCUCCACUUGAUUCUCCAGGUUUCUUUAUGAUCAGUGGGGAUGGAAAUCUUGUGGUGUUGGAUCAGACUAGAAAUCUUGUCUGGUCAACUAAUGCAUCAGUAUCUACUUCUGCAGUGAAUCACACGACUGGAUUACUAGAGGAUACCGGAAACCUUGUUCUGAGCUUUGAAGAAGUCACUUUGUGGCAGAGCUUUGAUCAUCCCUCUGAUACUAUGUUGCCUGGCAUUAAAAUUAGCUUGAACAAAACGACUGGCCAACAAAGGCGCCUUACAUCCUGGGCUGCCCUUGAUGAUCCACAACCCGGAAAGUUCACCUUCGGAAUAGAUCCUGAAGUACCAAUUCAAGCCUUUACCUGGAAGGAAACUACUCUGUAUUGGACAAGUUCUAUGUACAUCGGCAAGGAUACAAGAACAGAUUUUCAAAAUCCAGGUGGAACCGCGUCUUUCCUUACUCACAACUUUGAUGUUGAUGAGGUUUAUCUUGCUUACAGUGUCUCAGAUAGCUCAGUAAAAUUGAGGGUCUGGUUGAAUCCUACAUGGCAAUUUAUACUGCUGCUGUGGCAGGGUUCUAGUAAAACGUGGUUGGAACAGGGGAAUUUACCUGCUGAUAACUGUGAUUUUUAUGCUCAUUGCGGUCCCAAUAGUGCCUGUCGUAGAGGUGAACCACUGUCAUCAUCAUGCAAGUGUUUGAUUGGUUUUACAGCCAAGUUUCCUAACCAAUCAGCUGUGGGAAAUUGGUCCAGUGGCUGCGUUAGGGAAAAGAUGUUAACAUGUGGUAAUGGCAUACAAGAACUGUUCUUGCACAGCUUAUGAGCAUGUAAAUGACACAGACGGAAGUAAUAGUGGGAAAUGUUUGGCAUGGUUUGGCGAAUUACUGGAUCUAGUAGAGAAUCACUACAAUUCUGAACGUGAUAUGUAUAUUCGUGUUCACGGCUCCGAACCAGGUAUAUAUUUCAUUUCUUGCUAUUAUCUUUAUGGAUGUGUGAAGUAAAACCUUCGCAUUCUAUUUAAGUUGAGGUCAAACUCAUUAGCCAGAAACUGACCAUUGCUUGGAGCUAUCUUUAUUAAUAGCUAAGCACCAGAUCUUUGUCUGUUCUGUAGGCAAGAUGGGUCUUUCUGUUAAUUCCUUGAAGAGGACUCUUGUAAUUGCAAUAGCCUCUGCAACAGUUGGAUUAUUUACAAUAACUUGUGGCUAUUUCUUAUGGAAGAAAAAUUUGGGAAAGAAAGGUCUCUCUCUCUCUCAUGUGCAGGCACAUGGAUUCUAGUAAUCCAUAACAAAUAAUAUUCUAAUAGUAAUAUUGAAACAGGGAGGAUAGCAGUAAGAAUGAGUGAGAAUGUAAGUAGUGUUAGUGCAGGAUGUGGGAAGAAGGAUACAAAACUGCCACUCUUCAGUUUAAGGAGUAUAUUAGCAGCUACAAAACAACUUCUCUGAAGUGAACAAACUUGGAGAGGGAGGAUUUGGCCCUGUUUAUAAGGUGACAUUUCUAUAAUAU
Molecule: messenger RNA, 1733 nt
Organism: Rosa chinensis
Lineage: Eukaryota; Viridiplantae; Streptophyta; Magnoliopsida; Rosales; Rosaceae
Product: G-type lectin S-receptor-like serine/threonine-protein kinase At4g27290
Exons: 2
Coding region: 1-1053 (350 amino acids)
Biological process (GO): recognition of pollen
Source: RefSeq, a predicted model, not a curated record